AAAUAGAAACUUUCAGAAAAGAAGCCCGCUUUCUCUCCUAUUCUUCCUCAAGCUUUAUGUUGAUUCAAGGACCAAAUUUUUGAUGUGUUUUUUAGUCUCAAAUGACUUGAGUUAAUCAAAACCAACAUGGGGUGAGUUACCCGGAUUUUAACUAUCUGUUCCAAAUACUAAAACUUGGUACUUUUUCAAUGGCGUGCAAUGUGAUGGAUUCAUGGACAUUCACUGGUAUUGUGGGUGCGUUCCUUGAUCUAUUCAUAGCUUAUUUAUAUCUUUGUGGAUCAACUCUGGCCUAUUUGGCUUCAAGAUUUCUGGGUUUAUUUGGACUGUCUUUGCCUUGUCCUUGUAAUGGAUUGUUUGGGUACUUGGAAAAGAAAAAUCGUUUCCAAGCCAUGUUAGUUCAUGAUCCAUGUCUUAAAAUCUCACCCGUUCAAUAUUCUAUUAUGAAAAGACUCCCUUUUGAUGCUAUCUGGAACAACUUUUAUGAUGAUGGAGAAGAUGACGAUGAUGAUGAGCAACGCGAUAGCCAAUUGAAUUCGGAUUAUUGGCAGGAUGGGAAAGUAGAAAUGGAGGGGGAAGCUUCUUCUAGUUCAUGUAAUGGGAAGAAGAAUACUUUUGUUGGUGUGAAAAAUGGAAACUUUGGGCAAAUUCAUAAGUGGAAAGGGAGGCCUAAAGUUGGUCUUAGGCGACGCAAGAGAAUUGAUAGUUUUCUUGGUGGAAAAGUUUCAUCUUCUCCAAAUGAUCCAUUGGUUUCCAUUACGACACCAACUGGUUUCAAUUCUUCUGCUACUUUUGUUAAACUUGGCAAAGAUGUUACCGAAGAGAGUAAGACUCUGGUUCAUUCCGAAGGUGAUGAUCUUUUACGAAACCUUCCUUUGGUUUUUUUAUUAUGUUAAUGUCACAUCUAAUGUGUUCAUAGUUCUGUACUUUUUAGAUGGUAAGGAAACUGCAAAAGAUAUUGGAGGGCCUAAACAAAAUUUUCAGGGUUCACAAAUGGAUUAUGACUCUUUUGCUGAGAAUAAAUCGGUGGACGAAAAGGAAAUAGCAAUGGUUAUCAAGCGCUCGGCAUCGGCUCAAGAUUUUGAUGGCGGCAGAGUCUUGGGACAAGCUCUCGAUGCAGAGCACGCUGCUUGUGCUGCUCUUUACAUUGAGCUCGAGAAAGAGAGAAGCGCCGCUGCCACUGCUGCUGAUGAGGCUAUGGCGAUGAUACUACGUUUGCAAGAAGAGAAGGCAGCCAUUGAGAUGGAAGCUAAGCAAUACCGGAGGAUGAUCGAGGCGAAAUUCACAUAUGAUGCUGAAGAAAUGAACAUUCUCAAAGAGAUCUUAUUAAGGAGAGAAAAGGAAAAGUAUUUCUUGGAGAAGGAAACUGAAUCUUACAAGCAAAUAUUAUACGGGAAAGAGCAGCUGGAUGCUGAUAUGUAUGAUACUGCAGCCACGGAGGAACAAGAGAUGUCAAGUGAGUGGGAGCUACUGCAAGUUCAGCAGGUCAAUGAAUUGUUUAGAGAGAAGGACAAGACGAAAGUUAACACCGAUUUUGUGGAAGGGAUAGCGGUCACCGAACUCAAUAAAGCUGCCAGCUUUUUGAGUUCGAGUAUUGAAAAUAAUGAUGCACAUAUGUUUAGAAGUGACGAUGAGAUUAAUACCAUGGUAGAAGAUAAGAAGCAAUGCAACGAAACCAAUCCAAACCAACAUUCGGCACUGAAGACAACUGAGGCUAAGAUGAUUUUCCCAUACAUCAACGAAAAAUUGGAGAAACUCGGAAAAGGUUUACAUAGAUCAGAUUCUGGUUCUGAUUUCCAUGUACUCGAUGUUCAUGUCAUUAACAACGCAUCAAAUGUGAAGAACAAAGAGGGUGAAAAAAUAAUCGAGAAGAAGUUGAUCGGUGUUUCCUCAAACUCACCUAAAGCAUGUGAUAAUCAAACCCCCGGUUGGGUAGAAAUUGAGCCUGGCAGGAAAGGAAACAGUUUAGAGAGAUCGGAAGGAUUACCACCAAUUCAUCCUUCACAACCAAAAUAUUUGCAUAGAAAAUCGAAGUCGGCUUUUGAUUAUGAAAGGUUAAAGAUUGACAAUGAAGUUGGGUGGCUCAGAGAAAGGCUAAAGAUUGUACAACUGGGAAGAGAGAGGCUCAACUUCCCUGCAGGCCAGAAGGGAAGGGAACAAGUUGAGUUGCAAAUAAUGGAAGAUAUUGCAACUCAGCUUCGAGAUAGACAACAAUUAACCGAGUCGGGGAAGGCUCUACCACAGGCACCGUUGCCCCCUCCAUCUUCUAAGGUGCUCUUUUACUCUCUACAUGAUCAACUCUAUAGGAUAUUUAUUAUAGUUCCUUAAAAUAAACAUAAGAUAUUGAAGAUGUUGAGAUGAGCACCAUUAAUUUAUUGCUCUAGCUGUAUGAUUUCAGGUAAUGUCAAAGAAAAGACAUAAGCAAA
Gossypium arboreum is the source of this 2423-nucleotide messenger RNA. RefSeq lists its product as uncharacterized. The record is from RefSeq and is a predicted model, not a curated record. The transcript has a single exon. NCBI's taxonomy places the organism in Eukaryota, Viridiplantae, Streptophyta, Magnoliopsida, Malvales, Malvaceae. Bases 628 to 2325 code for a protein of 565 amino acids.